UAUUGUUACAUAACUACAUAUUAUGUUGAUAUAAUGAAGUAAAGGAAUGAAGUAAAGUAUUAGUGCAGUUCUCGUGUGAUUGUUGUUGUUGUGAUGGGCCGCGGCUCCUGCCUCAUCACCUCUUAUUAUGUCUAACGAGGAAAAAGAAGUCACAAGUAGUGAUGACAAGUGUAUAAAGGAAUGUGAAAACAGCAAGACUUCCCCAGACAGCUCAUGUGAUGCAGGCAAUGGAGUGGUUAUUGAGACUCGUCCACAGAGCUCAGAGGAAACCCCGAGCACAGACACACAAGAAGACAAGCCAACCACUCAGUCUGAAGGGCUACCCACAGGGGAAGCAGUAAGUUUCAAGUUAGUAUACAAUAAGACAAAAUAUGAUAUAGAAUUUCCUGUAGAUGGAACAGUCAAGCAACUGAAAGAGCACCUUACAUCAAUAAUAAAUGUAUUACCAGCAAUGCAAAAAGUGAUGAUCAAGGGACUUGCUAAAGAUGAGAAGACUCUAAGAGAACUUGGAGUAACUCGUGGCUCCAAGGUUAUGGUGGUGGGCUCUAAGCUGGAUGAUGUUGUUAGUGUCAACACACCAAAGUCAGAGAGCUCAUCAUCAGAGAAACCAAGCACCACCACCUCAAGUAAAGAGCCGUUAUGUAGACAGAAACUCCAUCGCAAGAUCAUUGACAAAGGAGUGCCUGAGGAUGCUAUGCCUGGAAUUAAGAACACCAAGGAUGUAUUACCAUCAUAUCCACUCUCGGGGAUGGUCAACAAACAUGGGGGAAAAGUGCGUCUCACCUUCAAGCUGGAACUUGACCAGAUCUGGAUUGGCACAAAAGAACGUACUGAGAAGGUCAACAUGAACCACAUCCGUCACAUUGUAUCCGAGGCAAUAGAAGGCUUUGAGCAGUACCACAUCAUGGGUCUGCAGCUGGGACCAACAGAGGCCUCAAGGUACUGGAUCUACUGGGUGCCUGCACAGUAUGUUGAUGCUAUCAGAGAUACAGUCCUCGGCAAGUGGUAAUGCAUCAGACCCUCUAAAGUUACAUCCAUCAAACUUAUAUAUUUUGUUAUUAUAAAGUUUGCUUAUUUAUAUAAAGUUUAAACAUCUUGAGCAAUCAGAGAAUAUGAAAAUUCAGAAGUUGGCAGGGUUAUCAGAGACUGCACUUUAUUGCUACUGGACAUAAUUAUGAAUGCAGAUGUUUUGUGUUGCCAGCAGCUGUUUGAAGGCUAAUAUGAUACACACAGUCUCUUAUAUUACAUAUUUAUGUAUUAGACACCAGUUGCUUAGAAUGCAUUAAAACAAUAGGCUAAUAUCCAUUACCAUAGAUAUAAAAAAUGGAAGUGCCUGGUGCAUCUUAUAUUCUUAAAAUCAGCAAUAUAAUAUUCAAGAUGUUAGAAAUGGCAAAGUCUCAUUUGUUCAUGUUCAUUAUUUUUCAUUUUGGGUUAUUUCAUUAUUUUUCAAUAUGGAUUUCACAAAAGAAAAAAUAAGGAGGAUACAUUCUUGUGAUAUUAUUUUAGGUUACUAAAUAAAUUAUUUUAACAAAAGCUGUCAAUUGACAUAUUUAUAGCAUAAGGAUUCAGCCUUUAUCUUGUACCUGCCUGUUAUAACUUUGAGUAUUGUUCAGUAUUAGUCACAACAUUACUUUGCCAUUUCUUACAUCCAACAUCAUGUUCCCAGUCUUGAUAUGAUAUUCAGGAAUAUUUAAAGAGAGUCACUGAAGUACUUCAAAUGAUAUAUAUAUAUAUAUAUAUAUAUAUAUAUAUAUAUAUAUAUAUAUAUAUAUAUAUAUAUAUAUAUAUAUAUAUAUAUAUAUAUACUUUUUUCAUUGACUUUGAUAAUGUCUAUUACUUUCUUUCAUUCAGGCAUACAUAAGUAAUGAUGAAGCCAUAACCAUAUACUGGUGCUUUCAUUUAAUUUUAAUUUCUAAUUUUGUGUGAUGUGAAGGACAUUUGCAAGGCAGGCUAUGAAACAAAAAGCAAAAGGCAUAAUUUGCACAUGGCACUAUCUGUGUUUCAUAGGCAUUUAAGUGUAAAAAAUGUAUCCUCUUUUUUGACUUUCAGAGCUGGUGCUUUCAAAAGUUUUCAAAGUGGGAAUGUAUCUACAUGAUGAAAUAUUUAGCAGUUAAAUUUGUAGUGUCAAGCAAUGCAGCACAUAAUGCAAAUGAUGUGGCUUCAUCCGUCAUCGUAUACAGUUCCCCUCAGAUGAAAAUAAGAAACUAGAAAGAUAAAUGGGACAGACUAUUUUUAUUUAUUAUUAUUUUCUGGUGUUAAAUGGUGUCUUAAAUGAUAUUUAGGAAUGAAACCAAACAUAAUUUUUUUUACUUUUGGUAUAAAACAUUUAAUACUAAUACUCAAAUUUUUAUCCAUCAACAAAAUGUUUAGCCUAGUAGAUACAGUACUCAUUAAUUAUGAUGGUUUUAUGUCCUACAUUGCUCAAAAUAACAAUUAGGCAAAGUUUGAAGUUUUGAAAAAUGUAUUUUAUGGUAUGUUAGUGUUUAUCAGAUACAUUUGACAUGUUAGCUUGCUAAUCAUAAGAUUUCAUUUAUUUUAUAGUAAAGCUCAAUUUAAAAAGUGAAAAUUGUGAGUUUUUUUUUCUAAAUAUCAGGAGAGCUUUAAUUUUCAGUUAACAUUGCAUUUUAAGUUUAAUUCCUCAUCCCCUAAAAAAGUGUAUGCUUGAGCUCUUUUUUUUUUUUAUAUGUAUUUUUCAUAACAGCUAUAUAUUGCCCAGGUAACUACUUAAGUAUCUCAAUUUUUAUAGGAGGAAUUUGACCCAUAUAACAAGUAGAAAAUGUGUCACAAAGUCAUUAAUUAACCCAACAAAUUUUGACUUUUGAAUGAAAAUCUUUUAAAAGGCAGCUGAAUACCUAUCACUGGAUGCUUGAGGUGAUGGUUGAUAGCUUGAGUGAUCACCAGUUAACUGUGAUUGUUGUUUGAACAUACACAUGUUGCUGUGUGAUCAGUAUCUUGUUGCUUAGGAAGUACUGUGGUCUAAAGGCCUACUUUUUUUUUAUGGCACAUACUCUGUUGAGUAAAAACACAAAUAAUAAUCAUCACAUAUGAAGGAAGCAAAUUAAAUAUAACCACUAAAGCACUGUAGUUUCAUGAUAAAAAGCCUAAAGAAGCACAGCAUAUGUGUGACUGGCUCACUCAUCCACCUACUCAGACAAGCUGCUGCCCCAUCACUUUCUACAUGCACUAGUGUACCACAAACAAAAUAUCUUUUUUUCUGAGAAGACAGCCUGUAUUAAGAAUAUGUAUUCUUCUAUGUGCAAUAUAGACUAUCUUCACUCAUAAGUAUAUACAACUGUCUGAUGCUGCAGCUGUAAAGUUACAAUGCUGUAUAAUAUUUGAUUAAGAAAUAUUUUUCUUUAACCAGUUCAGGCAACUAAGCUUCUUCAAAGUACAAGAACAUGGUAUGGUAACUAAUGGCAUGAAGUUUUAGUUAUUCUGGGUGAUAAUGGUCAAACUUCAUAACAGUUCCAUAUGACCAAUGUUUCCCAUUAACCAAGAUAAUAAGAUUUCCUCAGUUACCAAUUGACAGAGUCAGCCAGUGCUAGAGACUCAAGAUUGUUAGACCUGCAUUAAUUAUAGCCAGAGAGCAAGUUGUUAAUAAAUUUAAUGGGACUACAAUAAGGCUGUGUUUUUUGUAUUGCUUCGUAUUUUACGAAUAAAUAUCAGUAUGAAA
This is a messenger RNA of Scylla paramamosain (green mud crab), 3673 nucleotides long. Its product is annotated as ubiquitin domain-containing protein UBFD1-like. Gene Ontology annotation, molecular function: RNA binding; cadherin binding. The record is from RefSeq and is a predicted model, not a curated record. Bases 128 to 1009 code for a protein of 293 amino acids. The transcript has 7 exons. NCBI's taxonomy places the organism in Eukaryota, Metazoa, Arthropoda, Malacostraca, Decapoda, Portunidae.